UUUUUUUUCUUCUGGUUGGGGUUUAUCGCAUAGAAUUUCAGAAAAAAAGAAAAGAAAAGAAAAAAAAAAAAACGCGAUAGGUGCGCAGUAGACACGAAUAAGUAGAUGAUGUUUCGAGCUCAGGCGGUGUUAUAAUGUCCACCCCCGGGCCUCGUGUGGACAGGAAGGCUUAGCGGAACGGAGGAACGGCGAGCUAAGGAACGGCAGAAGAACCAUGAACACGCUCUUCAGGAAACGAGUGUGCGAGAUGGACCUCACCACGGCCAUGGAGCAGGCGAAGAUGGCGUGCAGUUUCUUCUUCAAUAACCGAUUCGAGGAAGCUCGCGCCCUCAUGAGACCCUGGGCACACAAAAGCAUGUACCAUGCACUCGGCUAUGGGACCUUCAUGUACCUCCAGGCGAUAAUGACCUUUGAUCCUAAAGAUAUAGAAAUAGCCGUUGAUGCCCUGAAGCAGAGUGUGGACGUAUGCAAUCGCUUCAGAAGGAAGAACACCCUGGGAGAGUCCUUGGGGAAGAUGGUCAAGAAAACAGACUACAGUAGCUACUCUAAGGUGGAGAUCCAUGCCGAGCUGUGCUACGCAGAAUGCCUUCUUCUUAGGGCUGUCCUGAGCUUCAUGGAAGAUGAGACCUUAAUUAGCUUCCUCAAGGGUGGCAUGAAAAUCCGAGCUUGUUACCAGUCUUACAAGGAGUGCUGGUACAUUCUAGAAGGGCGAGACUGGAGCCAAGACGAGGAUAAGAUGCAUUUCGAGUCUGGUGUUCGCAUGGGUGUCGGGGCCUUUAAUCUGAUGAUCUCCCAGCUUCCACAGAAGAUACUUAAGCUCCUAGAAUUUGUUGGAUUUUCAGGGAAUAAGCACUUAGGCCUUGCUGAGUUAGAGAAGGGAUUCUACCUUGAGGGUUCUCUCCGACGUGUCUUGUGUGCUCUGGUGCUGCUCGGGUACCACCUCAUUGCUACCUACGUCCUUGGUACUUCUGAGGGAGAUUUGGAAAUGGCACAAAUUAUCCUUGACGAUCACUUGAAGCUCUACCCCAAUGGAGCCUGGUUCCUCUUCUUCGCUGCUCGCUUGGAGUAUGUCAAAGGAAACUUCGACCUGGCCAUUGAGAAGUAUAAGGUCUCCCUGAACAGCCAGGACGAGUGGCGCCAGUUCCACCACUUGUGCUACUGGGAGCUUAUGUGGUGCUGCAUCAUGAGUGCAAGAUGGAAAGAAGCACAAGAUUACGCAGACAAACUUCUUCAAGAGAGCAAGUGGUCCAAAGCAACAUAUGCCUACCAAAAGUGCUGUUGCAUGUGUAUGAGGAUGGAUGAGUUGACACCAGCAGAGAAGCAAGAACUGGCAGAAACUAUGAGGACCAUUCCAGGCCUGAAGCAACGCAUUGCCGGCAAGAGUCUUCCAAUUGAAAAGUUUGCUGUGAAAAAAUCUGCCCGGUUCUUUGCACAGGGAGAAACACUUACCCUCUCAGGUCUCGAACUUAUCUACGCCUGGAAUGGAUUCAAGAUUCUUGCCAAGAGAUAUGAAAAUGUAGAAAAGAUAUUCAGCAUUAUUGACAGAGAAAUGAGACGAAUGGAAUCUAUAAAAGUACCUGACCGCGGGGACUACUACUGGGAUGACUACCUUUUGGCCCAUUUGGUAAAAGGCUCCUGCUUAGCCUACAUGAACUCUCCCCUGCAGGCAGAGGAAUGUUUUAAGUUCAUUGUUAAUAAUGAGAAGAAGAUCAAGGAGGACAACUACCUAGUUCCCAACGCCCUUCUGGAACUUGGUCUUCUUCUUCUGCGGGCUAAUGAUCUGGAGCAGUCUCGGAUCAUUCUGGAGCAUGCGAAAUCAAACUACAAGAGCUACUCCCUGGAAUCUCGCUUACACUUCCGCAUCCAUGCAACCCUCAAUAAGAUCCAUGGCAUCCAGAAGGGAAACCCUGGCGAUGGCAUAGGCCCCAUGGAAGGCUACCCCUCCAUCAGCAGGUCCCCUUCCCCAGCCAUCACCAAGACCUCAAACACAGCCACAAACGGCAAUGAAAGUCACUUAAAUGGAUCAUCAGGCAAACACGUACAAGCCGUUGGAACUCAUCUGUGAUCACUUUGAUACUAAGGUGCAUACCAAGGACUGGUUUGGAAGUUUUUUAACAAAAGUUUAUUUUUUAGAUUUCUAGAGCAUUGGUUAUGCUGACUAGAACACAAGCCAGGUGUCUCUGUAUUUUUUUGAGUGUAAGAUAUAAACAAAGCAUAAAAACAAACCAAAAAACAUACCCAAAAAAAGAGAAUUGUAGAACCGAGACGUCUUGGCAAAUGUUCUUGACCAAAUUUUACAGGUCCAAAAGAAAGCAAAACAAACAUAAGUGGAUAUGAUAUGUACGGAGGAAGGAGUGUACAAAAGUCUCUCUAGAUGAGGUGUCCUGUACGGUGACUGCACGUCCAAGGUGAUAGUAUCAGGUAUAAUAUUUGUAAGUCUGGGACUACUUCUAUAUGUCAAAAGUAUAUUUGUUAUUUCAAAAACUAUAUUUGUUAUAGAGGAGAGUUUUAAAUGAUUUAAAUUUUGAAUAUUGUAUAUAAACUAUACAGGAUUUGACUUGGGGGAAGAUUCAAAUAUUCAAUAUCUGGUUAUAUUUAUUGUUUCUUUAUUAUUAUAAUGUUUAGUUAAUUUGUAUUUUAAUAGUAUUAUUGUAUGGCAAUGGAGUUAAAGAUUAUAUUCAGUGGUAAUGUUGUUCAUAAAUAUUGGCAGAAUACUGGCUUAAAUUUCUCGUAAUGAUUCAUAACAGUCAUGGCCUGUGUCUUGCAGUGUAUAAGUUCAUUCAUUGAUUUUGUAGUAGAUUGUGUAUGUAAAUAAUUUUAUAUUAUUUAUUAAGAGUAUUUAGUUUCAAAUAGAUUGACAUUUAGCUGAAUUAUAUAUAUAUAUAUAUAUAUAUAUAUAUAUAUAUAUAUAUAUAUAUAUAUAUAUAUAAUAUCCAUCAUGUAAAUACUUACCUAAAGUAAAUUUUUUUGUAGAUACAUGAAAUGUAGAAUGGGUACAGUAGCUUACAUGUUGUCUUGAGAAGAAUAUCAACCACAACCUCACUUAAAAUCGUGCAUAUCCAUUUCUCGCAGGUUGAAAGAGUGGAGAAAUAUCAGGAAAUUGUUUUCGGCAGGAGCAUUAUAAAAGUAUACCAAGGAUGCUGGCUCGUAUAUAUGUAUAUGUAUAUGUAUAUAUGCUAAUGGAAAAAUGAGAGACAAAUGUUAACUUAGGGAUGAUGUUUGUGGUGUUUUAAGAGUUAUUCAGUAAGUGAAAUCCCUUUUAAAAUCUGGAGAGUUGAUUUGAAAAUCACUUACAUGGUUCACAUGAUUAGGAGUGCCAGGCAAUAUUACUAGUGGUACUCAUCAGCAUUUUUAGGUUUACACAUAAAAGUUGAUCAAACACAGCAGCUCAGUUAACACAUGUGAAACAAUUUUGUGCAGAUUUUUUUUUUCUUUCUUUCUUUUUUUAACUUCGAGGUAAUGAACAUGUGAGAGGAAUGAAAAAGCCAGCCAUAGUAUACUUAAACAUUCCAUUAGCAUAAGUUUUAGAAAGUUUAGACCUAAGUGCAGUAAAUACACUGUGUCAAAGAUUAUUUCAGAUAACUAUUGAAUUAAUGAACUUAAUAUUUUUGUCUACUUGGGUGUGCCUGUGUGCACAUUUUGCGCAUGUGUAAGUGUAUGCAUGUUUGUGUCUUCACUUGUGUCCUUAUGCGUGCUGGAUGUUUGCGUGCGUGUGUAUUUGUUUACAGGUCUUUGAAGGAAUGUGUAUUGAUCACUAAAUGCUUCUUUGAAUUCAAGAUAUAGGUUAUGCUUUGGCUGCUUUUAGCCAUCCUGAGAAUCAAAGAUUGAGUGUGUGAACAUAAUGGUGUACCUUACAGUGCUGCAGUGAGGGAAUUCUUUGCAUUUAGAGACUAUAAACUGCAAUGGAGUAGGUGUGUUACUUAAUAUUUUGAUUUAAUAAAGAAUUAUAUACAAAGUAAGAUUUAAGAUUUACUUAGAUGGAUUUAGUAAUGCUUGGGUAAUUGUACAGAAAUGAACUAUUGACAUUCUUCAGUACUAAACUAGUCAUUUCACAGGAAGGUGAAGGUCUUCAUAUCACUCACAGAUUAUAUCUGUCACUCCAUAUGUACCGACCUGGAAUUCGGAGAACUAUACAAACAUAUAUAUAUAUGGUUAUAUUAGAGAAGCACUACCUCAAGCUUCUGUUUUGCCAGGUGUCACUUAUUAGGGCUUUCAUUAUUUUAAUACUCAGGCUUUUUAAUGCCUGGUAUUGUUUGAGUCUUCUUAGUAAUAACUCACACCCAAGAAGGAUCUUCAAGAAAAACAGGAGAGGGUUCUGGGGUUCGGUUGCCCAUGUUGAACUUCCAGCAAAGUGUGAUUUUAAUGGUAUUUGUAUGUUACAUAUUCAUACUUAGUGGGAUUAUAUUUAAUAUUUUGUGUGCACUGUUGGUUUAUAGGUUUCUUCCUUUGCUGAGUAUUGUUAAAAAGAAGGAAAAAAACUGAAACCAUUUCUGAUUUUAGGUGCAUUCUUUAGCAACUUCCAAGUUAGUGUACAUAGCUAAAACUGCUCCAGUUCUGUGAGCAAGAGCCUUGCGAACACCAACUUAUAAUUGAUUUUAAAGUUUCUUUUUAUGUUUUUGCUUUUAAGUUGAUAUGAGAUUUGUUACAAUUUGUUACUGUUUUAAAUGAUUCCCAGUAGAAUUGUAUAUUACUGUUAACUGAUGCAGCCACGUCUUCACCCAAAGAUCUGGUUUUAAGUAAAAAGAAGAAAAAAAGAGGAAAAAAAAGGAAACCUCAAUGUAAGCAUCUCUCAAACAUUUUGAUUCAUUUUGUCAACUUUUUCUUUAAUGAUUCUGUGAACUUUCUGAUAUAGCAGUGUGUAGCCACAGAGUAAUAUAAUAUUUGUUUCACACUGUAAUAGUAUAUGAUAUAUUUCCUUCCUUUUCUACUCCAGAUGGCCUUAAUCUAACUGGAUGGUACAGAGUCUUAUAAUAUUGUGUUAUGGAACUAGUGUGUGUAUUAUUUUUUCUUACUUCAUGUUUUCCAGUGUUGCCAAAGUGAGAAGGAUAGACCGUAAAAUCAAAUGUGUAGUGAAAGAAGUACUUAUAAGAACUCUUUAAUCAUGAAUGUAAUAGAAAAAAAAAUCUGUAUCUGAGUUACAUGAGUUUUUAAAAACAAAUAUAUAGAAAUUGUUGGAUCUUGUAAAGCAAUAAUAAAGAAGAAAAAAGUAA
Messenger RNA from Penaeus chinensis, 5210 nucleotides. RefSeq names its product tetratricopeptide repeat protein 39B-like. Lineage: Eukaryota; Metazoa; Arthropoda; Malacostraca; Decapoda; Penaeidae. The transcript has 13 exons. The coding region runs from base 215 to 2065 and encodes 616 amino acids. The record is from RefSeq and is a predicted model, not a curated record. Gene Ontology annotation, molecular function: protein binding.